Messenger RNA from Astyanax mexicanus (Mexican tetra), 7394 nucleotides. It is a transcript of the gene chd1, whose product is annotated as chromodomain helicase DNA binding protein 1. Gene Ontology annotation, biological process: regulation of transcription by RNA polymerase II; nucleosome organization. The record is from RefSeq and is a predicted model, not a curated record. The transcript has 36 exons. Gene Ontology annotation, cellular component: chromatin; nucleus. Lineage: Eukaryota; Metazoa; Chordata; Actinopteri; Characiformes; Acestrorhamphidae. The coding region runs from base 434 to 6028 and encodes 1864 amino acids. Gene Ontology annotation, molecular function: chromatin binding; histone binding; ATP-dependent chromatin remodeler activity.
CAUCUGCGCUGGGCUGCUGGAGCUGUUUGAGUGUGUGUGAGCUCGACGGCGUCAUGGCGGAGGCCGGCUGCCUGAGGAACCGCGGCUGAAAUGCCUGCAAGCCUUUAUCUGCGCCCUCGGAUUACGGAGAAGAAGUUUCGGUAGCGGCUGGCGGCGGGUCGGAGCCGGGACGCGGGAGUGUAGGAGCGGGAGCGGACACUGAGGAACUUGGUUGGGUUCUGGGUGUGAAGUUGGAGUGUUUUUGGGGGAACUGCUGCCGCUCUGUUCAGCUAUAACUGAGACUCAGAGACUGAGAGAGAGAGCGGGGCUGGCAGCGCGCUGGAGCCAGGUGCGCUCCAGUGUAACCGCUGGAGGUUUGGGAUAUUAAGGACUGUAAUCAGGCGCAGCAGCAAACAUUGGUCGUUUUAGGAGCCCUAGCAUUUGAGCCACAGACAUGGAUGGCCGAAGUGAAGAUGAAAGUGUGAGCAACAGCAGCGGAGAUUCCAGUAAUUCUGAAGAUGAAUCUGGAUCUGGGUCUGGAUCAGGCUCAGGUUCUGGCUCCAGUUCCAGCAGUAGUAGCUCCAGUAGCAGCCAGUCAGGAAGCAGCGACUCAGGAAGUGGCUCGGAUUCGGGCAGCCAAUCUGACUCCGACUCGGAGAAGUCUAAGGGGAAGAAUGAUCAGGAUAAAAACCCUGCCAAGAUUGAUACAUCAGAAUUUUGGAAGUCAAAUCCCAGUAUCCUGGCAGUGCAGAGAUCAGCCAUGCUCAGGAAACAGCAGCAGCAACAGCUUCAGCAGCAGCAACAGCAGCAGCAAAAGCAGCAGCAACAGAGCUCCUCAAAUAGUGACUCAGAUGAGGAGUCCUCUAGCAGUGAUGACUCAGAUGAUGACUCUUCCAGGAAGAAAAAGAGUAAAGGGUCUUCAGACUCUGACUCAGGGUCCGGCUCUGGGUCUGGUUCAGGAAGUGACAGCUCUGAUUCUUCAGCUGAGGAAGAGGAGGAGAACAGUGAAGAGUCUGUUUCAGACUAUGAGCCCAGCCACAAAGUCAAAAGCAGAAAACCAACGAACAAGACCAAUGCCAGAAAUGGGAAAAAAAGCAAGGCUCCAAAAAAGAAGUCCGCAGGCUCCUCUUCUGAAGACGAGGACGACUACAAGAAGGCUCUGGCAGGUCCUCGGCGGCAGGCUACGGUCAAUGUGAGCUACAAAGAGGAUGAAGAGCUGAAAACGGACUCUGAUGAUCUGUUGGACGUGUGUGGGGAGGACGUGCCCCCACCUGAGGAGGAUGAAUUUGAAACGCUGGAAAGAGUGAUGGGCAUUAGAAUAGGACGGAAAGGAGCCACUGGGGCCACAACCACAGUCUAUGCUGUUGAAGCUGACGGGGACCCCAAUGCCAACUUUAACUCAAGCAAGCAGCCAGGGGAUGUGCAGUACCUGAUCAAAUGGAAGGGCUGGUCACACAUUCACAAUACGUGGGAGACUGAAGAGACGCUAAAACUGCAGAAUGUGAAGGGCAUGAAGAAACUGGACAAUUUCAAAAAGAAGGAGCAGGACAAAAAGAAGUGGCUCAAAAGUGCUUCACCUGAGGAUGUGGAGUACUUCAACUGCCAGCAGGAGCUCAUGGACGACUUGCAUUCGCAGUAUCAGCUCGUGGAGAGAAUUAUUGGUAAGAGAAUGCUUUUAAUUCGAUCACUGUUCAGCAUUCUGCUCACUUUCAGUUUCGAUUGUGUAUUUAUGCAUGCUUUGCCUUCAAUUUUGUCAGGUCACUCGAAUCAGAAGUCAGCAGCAGGCUACCCAGACUACUUGUGCAAAUGGCAAGGCCUUCCCUAUUCUGAAUGCAGUUGGGAAGAUGGGGCACUUAUUUCACGAAAGUUCCAGAAGUGCAUAGAUUGCUACAUGAGCCGGAACCAGUCCAAAACGAUCCCCUUCAGAGACUGCAAGGUUUUAAAGCAGAGGCCGCGGUUUAUGCCUAUGAAGAAACAGCCUCAUUAUAUUGGCGGAGAUGGACUUGAGCUUAGGGACUACCAGCUGGACAGCUUGAACUGGAUGGCCCAUUCAUGGUGCAAAGGUAACAGUUGUAUUUUGGCAGAUGAGAUGGGUCUGGGUAAAACCAUCCAGACAAUCUCUUUUCUGAACUACCUGUUCCAUGAGCACCAGCUUUAUGGGCCUUUCCUGCUGGUGGUGCCCUUGUCCACUCUCACGUCCUGGCAGAGGGAGAUCCACCUUUGGGCCCCACAAAUGAAUGUGGUGGUCUACCUGGGAGAUAUCAGCAGUAGGAACAUGAUCCGGACACAUGAGUGGAUGCAUUCACAGACCAAGCGGCUGAAGUUCAACAUCCUCCUCACUACAUAUGAAAUCCUCCUGAAAGACAAGUCAUUUCUAGGGAAUGUGAGCUGGGCUUUUAUUGGUGUGGAUGAGGCCCACCGGCUGAAGAAUGAUGAUUCACUUCUGUACAAGACCAUGAUUGACUUCAAAUCCAAUCACCGGCUCCUUAUCACAGGAACACCUUUGCAGAACUCGCUGAAAGAGCUGUGGUCUUUACUGCACUUCAUCAUGCCAGAGAAGUUUCACUCAUGGGAGCUCUUUGAGGAUGAGCACGGAAUGGGAAGAGAUUCUGGCUACACCAGCCUGCACAAGGAGCUGGAGCCGUUCCUGCUGCGCAGGGUCAAGAAGGAUGUGGAGAAGUCACUGCCUGCCAAGGUGGAACAGAUCCUCAGGGUGGAGAUGAGUGCUAUGCAGAAACAGUACUAUAAGUGGAUCUUGACGAGAAACUACAAGGCUCUGAGUAAAGGUACAAAAGGAAGCACGUCUGGCUUCCUCAACAUUAUGAUGGAGCUGAAGAAGUGCUGUAAUCACUGCUACCUCAUCAAAUCGCCAGACGACCAUGAUUUCUACAACAAAGCAGAGGCCUUGCAACACUUAAUACGCAGCAGUGGGAAGCUGGUCCUGUUGGACAAGCUGCUGGUGCGACUAAAGGAACGUGGCCACCGCGUCCUCAUCUUUUCCCAGAUGGUCCGGAUGCUGGACAUCCUGGCUGAGUACCUGAAGAGUCGCCAGUUCUUAUUUCAGAGACUGGAUGGCUCUAUUAAGGGUGAGAUGAGGAAACAAGCGUUGGAUCAUUUCAAUGCAGAAGGCUCUGAGGAUUUCUGCUUCCUGCUGUCCACGCGAGCGGGUGGUCUGGGUAUUAACUUGGCAUCUGCAGAUACUGUGGUCAUAUUUGACUCAGACUGGAACCCCCAGAAUGACCUGCAGGCUCAGGCCAGAGCUCACAGGAUUGGGCAGAAGAGACAGGUAAAUAUUUACCGUCUUGUGACCAAAGGAUCUGUAGAAGAGGAUAUUAUUGAAAGAGCCAAGAAAAAGAUGGUGCUGGACCACCUUGUGAUUCAGAGGAUGGACACGACAGGAAAGACUGUCCUCCAUACUGGUGCUGCCCCCUCCAGCAGUUCCACCCCUUUCAACAAGGAGGAGCUGUCGGCUAUUCUAAAGUUUGGUGCUGAAGAACUCUUCAAGGAGCCAGAGGGAGAGGAACAGGAGCCUCAGGAAAUGGAUAUUGAUGAAAUUCUGAAGAGAGCAGAAACCAGAGAAAAUGACCCUGGCCCGUCUACUGUAGGAGAGGAACUUCUCUCACAGUUUAAGGUGGCAAACUUCACUAUGAUGGAAGAGGAGGAGAUUGACAUGGACGCAGAUGGCAACCAGAGGAACUGGGACGACAUUAUCCCAGAGGAGCAGCGGCGGAGGAUGGAGGAGGAGGAGAGGCAGAAGGAGCUGGCAGAGAUCUACCUGCUUCCCCGCAUGAGGAACUGUGCCAAACAGAUAAGCUUCAACGGUAACGAGGGCAGACGGAGUCGGAACAGAAGAUACUCUGGCUCAGACAGCGACUCCGCGUCAGAUCGAAAACGGCCUAAGAAGAGAGGCAGACCUCGAACGAUUCCUAGGGAGAAUAUUAAGGGCUUUAGUGAUGCUGAAAUACGAAGAUUCAUUAAGAGCUACAAGAAGUUUGGGGGUCCUUUGGAAAGAUUGGAUGCUAUUGCCCGAGAUGCUGAGUUGGUGGAUAAAUCGGAGCAUGAUUUGAGGCGACUGGCAGAAACUGUGCACAACGGCUGUGUUAAAACACUGAGGGAAAACCCCUGUGGACCAGAGAAGACCUCAGGAGGCAGGCGAGGCAAGGUGAAAGGACCCACUUUCAGAAUAUCAGGAGUUCAGGUCAAUGCUAAGCUAGUAAUCUCACAUGAGGAGGAACUGGCGCCUCUGCACAAGGCCAUUCCUGCAGACCCAGAGGAGAGGAAGAGGUAUACACUUCCUUGCCAUGCAAAGGCAGCUCAUUUUGAUAUUGACUGGGGAAAAGAGGAUGACUCCAGCCUGCUUAUUGGUAUUUAUGAGUAUGGCUAUGGAAGCUGGGAAAUGAUUAAAAUGGACCCAGACCUCAACCUUACACAUAAGCUCUUACCAGAUGAUCCAGAUAAAAAGCCACAAGCGAAGCAGCUCCAGACACGAGCAGACUACCUCAUCAAAUUGCUCAGCAAGGACCUUGCCAAGAAGGAGGCCCAAAGGCAAACGGGCAAUUCUAAUUCACGAAAGAGGAAGCCACGGGGGAAGAAGAACAAAGCUGUGAAACCGAAGGUGGAAGAAGUGCCCAACAGUCUGUCUUCUGUUCCUCCCUCAGACAAGAGUUCGGAGGACGAGGACGACAAGGUAGAAGCAAAGGAAACUCCCACUGCAAAGCCAGCAGCUGCUAGAAAGGCAAAAGUCCCUGAUCGAGCUGUGAAGGAGGAGGAAGAGGAGGAACCCGAGUCAGAGGCUCAUGUCAAAGAAGAGAAGGAGGAGAAGGAGACAAAAGAAAAGGAGGUGAAGAAAGAGAUCAAAAAAGAGAAGAAGGAGGAAGGCCGAGAAGGCAAAGAGAAAAAGGAGCCAAAGGAGAAAAAGGAGACCAAGCCUUUGGAGCCUGUGCACAAAGUGGAAGAGGCGAAUUCAGAAAAGACUCUGGAUAUAAAAGCUGAUAUCUGGGAGAAGAGUAAAAAGGCUGACACUCCAAUCCACAUUACUGCAGGAGGAGAGACCGUUCCAAUCUCUGAGGAGUCAGAAGAGCUUGACCAGAAGACUUUCAGUGUGUGUAAGGAGCGCAUGAGGCCAGUGAAAGCUGCUUUGAAACAACUGGACCGUCCUGAGAAAGGUCUUUCAGAGCGUGAACAGCUGGAGCACACUCGGCAGUGCCUGAUCAAAAUUGGAGAUCACAUCACAGACUGUCUCAAAGAGUACAGCAACCCUGAACAGAUCAAGCAGUGGAGAAAAAAUCUUUGGAUAUUUGUUUCCAAAUUUACGGAAUUUGAUGCAAGAAAACUGCAUAAAUUGUAUAAGCAUGCAAUCAAGAAAAGACAAGAAAACGCUCAGGCAGCGGACCAGAACACUAGCACUGUAAAUACACAAUCAUUAAAACACGCAGACAUCGAGAGGUUAAAGGACUCUCAGCAAGAUGAGAGCAGCAGAGACAGCUACAGCUCGGACCGGCACCACGGAACAUCACGCAGCCAAGAGCAGCAGAGCAAAGAGCGGCAGUCCAGCGACUCGCAUAGGAAAAGCUCGGACAGCAGGAAGAGGCCAUACCCCUCCUUCAGCAACGGCAAAGACCACAGAGAGCGAGACAGAGACCGAGACCGAGAACGGGACAGAGACCACUACAGAGACCGUCAGGACAGCAGAUACUACAGCGACAGCAAGCAUAGGAAGCUAGAUGAUCAUCGUUCCAGUCGAGACCACUGGUCAGACAGCAGCUCUAAGGACCGCCUGCACUCAGACCACCGAUCCCACUCUGACCACCGAUCCCACUCUGAACACCGGUCCAGCUCUGACUAUAGCCACCACAAACCCUCUCGGGACUACCGCUAUCACUCAGACUGGCAAAUGGAGCACCGAGCGUCAGGCAGCGGACCCCGUUCUCCUCGAGACCAGCGGUCGCCGUACGACUCUCGCUCGCCCAUGGGCCACCGGUCACCGUUCGAGUACUCAUCUGACCACAAGAGCACGCCCGAGCAGGUCUGGAGCAGCCGCAAGACAUAGCGCCCGCUGCCUGGCUCGCUCUCUGUCAGCCAUAGACACAGUAAUACACAUGCAGGAAAUGCCUUAUUGGACUUGGCCGCUGUACUGCGCACUGGUCUUUUUCUUUAAGGCCCCGUGCUCUCCUCCUCUCCUCUCAUCUCCAGGCUGACUUUGGAUAAACUGGGGAGUAAACACAAAUUGCAUAUUUUUGUAUUUAAGAGUCUCGUUGCACCGUUUCAUAGGUGCAGCAGUGUAAGGUUUCUUUUUUCUUUUUUUAAUUAUUUUUAUAAAUUGACUACUUUUUUUUUUUCUUCCUUUAUUCUUCUUGUCGGAUACAGAAGAAUCCGGUGUGCUCAUUUUCCACCGCCACCUGCAACACUGGAUUCUGGCAUUGAUGUACCACAUCCACAAUGUACUGCAGCUCUUGACUUAUUUAAGAUAAAAGUGUUUGAACAGAAGAAGAGACUAGGAUCGUGUAUUGUCUCAAUGUCGUGCUAAGAAUGGAUUUAAGGGUCUCUCCUCGGAGCAAUCUGAAGGACUGGGGUUCACCUUCCAAAGUACCUCGUUUACAAUGUUUUCAUGUGAUGACCACCCUGCCGAUUUUCUGUAUGUUUGUAUGUUUAUCUUUCCAUCAUGCUUGAAUUAUUUAAUUCUCUCAGCUGUAAAAUAAUCUGGAUUCUGUUUUUUGUGAGCAUCUGAAAAUGUCCCUUUCACAAAUUGUACUACUGUAAAUUAUUGUAUAAAAGUAAAUCAAAUGGGCUUUUUCUUCUCAGGCUUUUUUUUUUUUUUUGUUUAGUUUUUUUCUUUGAACUAGAUGUUCCCUUUCCCCAUCAACUCAGGCUUUUUUGUCAGUUGUUGAUUUAACAGUUUGGUUUCUGUAUGACAGUUUAUCUAAAUGCUAUUUAGAAUGUAACUCGGGGGAAUAGGGAAACUAUUCCAUUUGUGUAUUCCUGUAGAGGGACACCUUUAGGUCUCUCCAUCUCUCCUUUUUUGAUUAAUUCAGUUGUUAAUGUUUAAGUUUAGCAAGAAGCCUCACCUGAAACGCGAUUAUGUCAUUUAAAAACAAAAAAAAAACAGCGUGAGGGUUGAUUUAUAGCUAUAGAGGCACUUAUUUGACUUGAAUUAGGGUUUUUUUUGUAAAGAAAUUCCAGUUUUCCCUUUUUUGGUCUUUUUUUUAUAUAAAUGUAGGCAAUAACGUAAAAUCUUCUAUGCAGCCCAAGUGUAUUUCUGGUGAAUGGCCCGAUCAAGUCAAAAAUGCUGUUACAGUACACACUGUAUAUAGAUUUCCUCUAUAUUUCAAAUCAAAUUUACACUGAAUGCAUGGAUUUUUAAAAAAAUAAUUGUUUUAUAUAAUUGUUUAUAAAGUCAUUAAACUCAAAUCACUGUU